AUGCAAGUCGAGGAGUGUAGGGGAUCGGAAGAGCAGAUGCGACACUUUCAUGCUCUCCUUCAAGACGAGGUGGAAUUGAAGAAGCAAGAGUGCACGGAUCCCGUCACAAUGAUUAGAAGCAUUCAAGUUGUCCUUGAGCUUUGUCAUUCAGUUGGCAUCAUGGAUGAUAUGGAUUCAGAAGUCAUUGCCUUGUCCAUGAACUACUUGCAACGAUGCUCGCAGAACGAGAAACUGGUCCAAUCUUUCCGCAAAUCAGUAUUACUGCCUGUAGCCUGCAUGCUGACGGCCUUGAAACUUUGCGAAACCUACGCUGUACGGAUCUGCGACUUAGUACCUUUGUUGCAACCGUUUCAAGUGGACGAGGAUGAGAUUCGUGAUGCAGAAUGGGCCGUACUGGAAGCGCUUGAUUUCAACCUUCAACCCGUCACAACUUCGAGGCUGCUCUCCUGUGUUCUGGACUUGGCGCCAGAAACAAAAAGAAAUGCUCUGAGGGAUGUCGCUGACAUCUACCUCAAGCUCAGCCAUUUGAUCGCCGAGAAUCAUGUUAAACCAUCCGUCAUCGUGUCUGCCAUCUUAUGGAAUCUUGCAAGGGAGAAGGGAUGGGACUCAUGCCAGUGCGAGUGGAUUCCUAAAGAACUUCGUUGUUGGAGAGCAAGCUCGUCCGAUGACUGUUGCAAGGAUGAACAGCAUGUCGCACAAGUGAAACUUGUCGCUAGACAGCUUCACAUGUUCGCAAGGUGCGUGGGGGUUGAUCUUGAUGCAAGAAGGGAGUACAUGGGUGGGAAGUGGUGGUUUUCGAUCAAGAGCCACAGAGCUCAACAGAUGUAG
Messenger RNA from Guillardia theta CCMP2712, 828 nucleotides. RefSeq lists its product as hypothetical. Bases 1 to 828 code for a protein of 275 amino acids. Gene Ontology annotation, cellular component: nucleus; cyclin-dependent protein kinase holoenzyme complex; cytoplasm. The transcript has 2 exons. Gene Ontology annotation, molecular function: cyclin-dependent protein serine/threonine kinase regulator activity. Gene Ontology annotation, biological process: mitotic cell cycle phase transition; regulation of cyclin-dependent protein serine/threonine kinase activity. NCBI's taxonomy places the organism in Eukaryota, Cryptophyceae, Pyrenomonadales, Geminigeraceae. The record is from RefSeq and is a predicted model, not a curated record.